Molecule: messenger RNA, 2145 nt
Organism: Saccharomyces kudriavzevii IFO 1802
Lineage: Eukaryota; Fungi; Ascomycota; Saccharomycetes; Saccharomycetales; Saccharomycetaceae
Product: putative phosphotransferase
Exons: 1
Coding region: 1-2145 (714 amino acids)
Biological process (GO): carbohydrate metabolic process
Molecular function (GO): phosphotransferase activity, alcohol group as acceptor; kinase activity
Source: RefSeq, a predicted model, not a curated record
AUGUAUGUAAAAAAACUCCGACGCAGAAUGCAAAUUAAAACAUGCCAUUUGGAAGUGUCACCAUCAAAGAAAAUAUCAUUAUCUACCAUUCCCCUGAAAGAUCCUGAAGUAAAAUUUUAUGUUGGUGUAGAUGUGGGUACAGGCUCUGCAAGAGCCUGUAUUAUUGACCAAUCUGGUAACAUGUUAUCAUUAGCUGAAAAGCCCAUAAAAAGGGAAGAAUUGAGGCCGAAUUUUAUUACUCAGUCUUCCAGAGAAAUUUGGGAUGCCGUUUGUCAUUGUGUUAAAGCGGUUAUUCAGGAAUCAAGAGUUGAUCCGGACAGAGUUCAUGGCAUGGGCUUUGAUGCAACUUGUUCUCUAGUAGUUGUAUCAGCCACUGACGCUAAAGGAGUCGCGGUCGGACCUGAUUUCACCAAGAAUGAUCAGAACAUCAUAUUAUGGAUGGAUCACAGAGCUAUGAAGGAGACUGAAGAAAUCAACUCUUCUGAAGAUAAAUGUUUGAAAUAUGUUGGAGGCCAAAUGUCUGUUGAGAUGGAAAUUCCUAAAAUCAAAUGGUUGAAGAACAACUUAAGAUCUGAACUUUUUCAAGAUUGCAAAUUUUUUGACCUCCCAGAUUACUUGACAUUCAAAGCCACGGGCAAAGAAAACAGGUCAUUCUCUUCUGCCGUUUGUAAACAGGGGUUCCUACCAGCUGGUGUAGAAGGGUCCAAUCUGGGUUGGUCUGAAGAAUUUCUGAACACUAUUGGCCUCUCAGAGCUUAUAGAAAGCGACUUUGAGAAACUAGGCGGAUCGUUAAGGCAUAAAAAAAAUUUUCUGAGCGCAGGCGAAUGUAUUGGUUCGUUAGAUUGGAAAGCUGCCCGCGAGCUAGGUUUGACGGAGAAUUGUGUGGUGAGCUCAGGACUCAUUGAUGCAUAUGCAGGCUGGGUUGGGACUGUAGCCGCCAAGCCAGAAUCGCCAAUCAGAGGUCUUGCGGAAAAUGAAGAUAAUACGUAUAAUUACAACGGCGCUAUUGGUAGACUGGCUGCUGUUGCAGGUACAUCCACAUGCCAUAUUUUGUUGUCAAAGGAUCCGAUCUUUGUUCACGGUAUCUGGGGACCCUAUAGAGAUGUUCUUGCAAGAGGUUUCUGGGCUGCGGAAGGCGGCCAAAGCUGUACGGGGGUUCUUUUAGAUCAUGUUAUAAAAAUCCAUCCAGCUUAUACUGAACUAUCCCAAUUGACGAACGCAGCAGGCGUAUCAAAAUUUGAAUACUUGAACUCAAUGCUCGAGACCAUGGUUAAGAAACGUAAUGAGAGAUCUGUUAUAUCUUUGGCCAGACAUCUAUUUUUUUAUGGUGACUAUCACGGUAAUCGGUCACCUAUAGCGGAUUCAAAUAUGCGUGCUUGUAUUAUAGGGCAAUCUAUGGAUAAUUCAGUUGAAGAUCUUGCAAUUACUUAUUUGAGCGCAUGUGAAUUCAUAUCACAGCAGACAAGACAAAUUGUUGAAGUAAUGUUGAAAAGUGGUCACAAAAUUGAUGCUAUUUUCAUGUCGGGUGGGCAGUGUCGAAAUGACCUACUAACGAGAUUGUUGGCUGAUUGUUCCGGUCUCCCGAUUGUGAUUCCGCGGUACAUUGACGGUGCAGUUGUAUUUGGCUCCGCUCUACUUGGAGCUGCCGCAAGCGAAGCUUUUGAUUUAGCCAAGGGAAGAAGAACUCUCACAACAAAAAAAUCUUCCUCGGCACAGGAAUUUUUCAUCAAUUCAUAUCCAUCGCCACAGAAUUCAGCAAUGCGACAUCAAAACUUGGCAAGUGAUGUAACCUGCUCUUAUAACUUACCAAAUUCGAUCUCAAGUGCCCCCGAUACAAUGAAUAGGCAUUCUUCAACAAUUUCUAAGCAAUCACGAGGUGAUAUGUCCUCUGAAGAAAGUAGCAAGGGCACCCUGAAUACUGUAGCACUCAGAAGCUUGGAAGAAAAAAGGUACCGUGGCACAGGUAUUCUAUGGAAAGUUAUGCAAGAGCUAACGGGUGAUGCAAAAGCGGUGAAUCCUAACAAGGCAACACAUCCAGAUAGAAUCCUUCUAGAUACAAAGUACCAAAUUUUCCUUGAUAUGGCUGAAACUCAGAAAAGAUACAGACAUAUGGUAGAUAAUUUAGAGGAGUCAUUUAGUAAGUAA